Messenger RNA from Cuscuta campestris, 2069 nucleotides. The record is from the annotation of a GenBank genome assembly. Lineage: Eukaryota; Viridiplantae; Streptophyta; Magnoliopsida; Solanales; Convolvulaceae.
CACUUCUCAUUUCCCGUAAGAGAGAAGUUUGAUUGUUCCUCUUCCUCCGGUUGCAGAGACUCCAUUUUGAAAUAGUCAGCUCCAAUUCUAAUUUCUAACUACUUCGAUUGUUUGUAGCUGGUUUCCUUCAUCGCAAUUUGGGUCAAUUUCAACUUCGAGAUUUCCAGAUGACUUCAAUGAACAGUGAGAAGGAUCAAACUACUCAACCAACCCAAAUUGUUGAGGAAAGUCAAAAAACUGCUCUCGAAAAAGAUGAGAAUGAAGAAGAUGAUGAUAGGAAAAGGUCAUUUGUGUGGGAUCACUUUAAGUACGCAAAAAACAUCACAAGUGCUAGAUGCCCAUAUUGCAAACAAAUGAUCAAGUGUGAUUCCAAGAAAAAUGGCACCAGUGGAUUAGGUAAACACUUGAAGAUGUAUUGCCGGAAGUCUCCAUGUUACAAGCAACCGGAUAUGAAACAAAAGACCUUAAGUUUCACUCCGCCUCAACCAUCCUCUAGAAAAAGUGAUGUAAAAGGUAAUAUGUACAACCAAGAGGGUUGUAGAAUGGCAUUAGCUAGGAUGUGCAUUAAAGAUAAUAGACCUUUUAGCAUUGUGGAGGAUGAAGGCUUUGUGGAAGUGGGAAGCACUCUAGACUCUUUAUACAAAGAGUAUCUUCGACUUGCAUCAAGUGGAGAUGUAAUGGGUGGUUCAACUUCUUCGAGUGUUGCUCCAAUUUCCUUAGAUAUUGAUGAUGAUGAUUUCCUUGAAAAGGAAUUUGAAAGGGAUUUGUUAGUAGCACAAGGUAAGGAAAACAAGUCUGAAAUUGAUAUUUACUUGUCUGAUGAUAUUCUACAAGUUGUUGAUGAAUUUGCAAACACUCCAAAGCAUCUGGAAGAAUACAUUCUGGAUGAUUGAAAUGGGUUGGAAGUUGCUAGUUUGCUGGGUUUUGUGUCAACUGUCAACACACUUAUAUUAAUUUGCUGGAAGUUGCUCCAAGUUGCUGGAAGUUGCUUGUUGCUCCAAGCAACUGGCAGUAUUUUUUAAAUGAUUUUGUGCCUUUUUAGGGACCCUGGAGUGCCUGGACUCUUGAUUUGCUUAUCAACCUUUUGUGCAAUUUUUUUUUGCUAAACACUAACUUACUGCUAGUUAAUUGAGCAAGCAGAAUUGGGUGCAGUGCAGAAGGUUUUUCUUCAAUUGAAAGUUGCUUGUUGCUCAAACUUUCAAUUGAUAGAAAAGCAACUGUUUUUCCUUAGCUUUAUUAUUUGGAAGUUGCUUGUUGCUCCAAGCUUAAGCUUAUUACAAUCAUUACAUUUGGCAACUUUGAGAGUUUAAGUCAUCUUUUUAAGUGGACAUACUGGCAGUUUUUUGUAUGGUGGAAUAGCACUCAAUGCUUUAUUUUUUUUUGUUGGAAUUUGUUUUAAUAUUUAGAGUGAGUGACUUUUUCUCUUAAUUAGAGUUCUGUUUUGUGUUUAAUAUAAAAUAAAUCCCGAACAAUUACCGAAACCGAUAUAAUUUAUCCCGAACCAUACCAAACCGAAUUUUCGGGUUCGGUAUCGGGACAAUGUAAAAUCCCAUACCGAACCGAUAAAUGUGGUACGGUAUCGGUACAAGCUUAAUCCCGUCCCAUACCGUACCAUGCUCACCCCUAGAAAAUAUUAUAGAUAUUUUCUAUACGCAAAAUGAUAUUAAUGGAACAUAAAAUAAAUUUCUCUCACUAAAAUGAAGUGGCCGAAAAUUCCUUGAGCCAAACUGAUGAAUGUGGUCUCUUUUAUUCAAGUGAGAAAGUGGGUAUAAUAAUGGACUUUAAUUAUGCAUAAAAUGACAAAUUAACAAAUCAAUUACAAAUCAUUAAUUUAUCAAUCAAGUAAGUUAAUACCAAUUUGUCCACCUUGAAAUCCAUAUGGCCGAAUGAUGAUAUGAGAAGGAUAUUUGAAAUUCUUCUCCACUCAAAUGUUCAAAGUGUAUUUUAUUUGACACCAAAAAUUAAUAUAAAAUUAAUUUUAAAUCAAAUAAAAAUACCAAUAUCAUUUUUAAACAAGUAUACAAAUAUACUUUAAAUAGUUUAUGUCAAAAUAAUUAUUUUCAUAAUUA